AUGAUUGCAGAAAGCUAAGAUUAUAUAACAUAUAAUACUUCAUCUUCAAUCCAAGAAAUAUAGUUAUUUGGUUAAAAAUUGACAAGUUUUAAGAAAUAACAAAAAGAAGAAAAUAGUAAAUCUUUUAAGUAGAUAUAAAUAGUAGGAAUCACAGCUCAGCCUUUAAUUUAAGAUACAUAUAUUAAUUUUCCUUCUGAAUUAAUACUUACAAACGAUGGAGCACUGAGAUUCUUCCAUUCUCAAAAUUGGCUAAGCUUUGGAUUUUAGCAAAAUCAUAUUGCUGAUGUUAAAUAACUAAAAAGUUUAGGAGUAGUAUAAAUUUCAUUUGAAAAGAAAGGUUUAUAAUAAUAUUUUUAAAUGGAUUAAGCCUUAUAAAUAAUUAAAAAAAUUCCUACUAUCUAGUAUGCUUCUGCUGAAAAACUAAUAUAAAAGUACUACAAUUUAGCAUAUUUUUUUAAAAAUGUUAUAUAGAAUACAGACGAAUAUAUUUAAAAUUUAAGAGAGUAUGAGUUUUUAUAGUUUAAGAAUGUAUGCUAUAAUUUUAUGAAGCAGUAUACUUAAUAGCAGAGUGUAAGUAAAAUGUAUUCAUAUUCAUUAGGAAGGUUGAGCUUAUAAUCAAAAGAAAUUGAAACAAUCGAAGUGGGUUACUCCCAAGAAUAUUUGGAUUUUUUAGGUUUGAGCUAUGAUAAUUUAAGUCAUAUAGCUUUGCGUAAAUAAAGAAUAGAUCUUAUAUAAAACGUUUAGGACAUAACAAAUUAAUCUUUAAAAGCGAUUUAGAAAAUAACCAGCUGUGGUAAUAAAUAAGAUGACUAUUCUGAGUCCGAAAUCGUGACGUUUGAUGGGUUUCCAAUAAAAAUUUAUUAAAAAAAGAAUAUUUUUAGUGAAUUAUUUAAGCACUAAUAAACUUAUGGAAUUGAUUAAUAAUUUUUUUUAGCAAUAACAGAGAUAGAUUUAGAUUUAAAAGAUCUUGAAAAUUUAAUUAUGUAUAGGUAAAGAAUUUAUGAAAAUAAUGAAAAACUGAGCAUAGAUGAUUUCCUCAGAAAAGAGCUUUCAUAUAAAUUUGAGGAUGUGGAGUAUUCUGUUCACUCUCAAGCUUUUGUAGAUAAAUUUUAUAAUGAAAAUGUUCAAUCAUUAAAAAAACUCUUAUAAAUGGAUGAAUUAAAUCAUCUUCGCUGUAAAUUCAAAUACAUAGAUAAAAAUACUUACAAUAAAAAAAAUAUUUGA
This is a messenger RNA of Tetrahymena thermophila SB210, 1224 nucleotides long. RefSeq lists its product as hypothetical. Lineage: Eukaryota; Ciliophora; Oligohymenophorea; Hymenostomatida; Tetrahymenidae. The transcript has a single exon. The record is from RefSeq and is a predicted model, not a curated record.